Molecule: messenger RNA, 3062 nt
Organism: Melospiza georgiana
Lineage: Eukaryota; Metazoa; Chordata; Aves; Passeriformes; Passerellidae
Gene: YOD1
Product: YOD1 deubiquitinase
Exons: 2
Coding region: 1-915 (304 amino acids)
Biological process (GO): endoplasmic reticulum unfolded protein response; protein deubiquitination
Cellular component (GO): cytosol; nucleus
Molecular function (GO): cysteine-type deubiquitinase activity; protein binding
Source: RefSeq, a predicted model, not a curated record
AUGCUGCGGCUGCGCUGCAAGGCCCGGAGCGGCUCGCACGCGCUGCCGGGGCUGUCGCCGCACUCCCGCCUCCGCGACAUGCAGGCCGCGCUCGCCGCGCUCACCGGAGUGCCCGCGCCCGCGCAGCGCCUCCUGCUCGGCUUCCCGCCGCGCAGCCUCGACCUCAGCGACGGCGAGCGGCGGCUGGGCGAGCUCGGCAUCCACUCGGGUGACACUCUGAUCGUGGAAGAGGACACAUCCAAACCCGAGCCCGGCUCGCCGGUGGUGGCCAAAAAAGCCAUGUCCCAGCCCGUGAGGGAAGCCGUGCCCGUGCUGGUCAGGAGGGUGGUGCCAGCAGACAAUUCCUGCCUGUUCACCAGCGUGUUCUACGUGGUGGAGGGCGGCGUGUACGACCCCGGCUGCGCGCCGGAGAUGCGCAACCUCAUCGCGCAGAUCGUGGCCAGCGACCCCGAGUCGUACUGCGAGGCCGUGCUGGGCAAAACCAACCGGGAGUACUGUGACUGGAUCCGCAGGGAGGAGACCUGGGGAGGAGCCAUCGAGGUCUCCAUCCUCUCCAAGUUCUACCAGUGCGAGAUCUGCGUGGUGGACACGCAGACCGUGCGCAUCGACCGCUUCGGCGAGGACGCCGGCUACAGCAAGCGCGUGCUGCUCAUCUACGACGGCAUCCACUACGACCCGCUGGAGCGCCGCCUGCCCUCCUCGGACCUUCCUCCCCAGACCAUCUUCCCCAGCAGCGAUGACGUGGUGCUGGCCCAGGCUCUGGAGCUGGCGGAUGAAGCCCGCAGGAAGAGGCAGUUCACGGAUGUGAAUCGCUUCGCCCUGCGCUGCAUGGUGUGCCAGAAGGGACUGACGGGGCAGCUGGAGGCCAGGGAGCACGCCAGGGAGACCGGACACACCAACUUUGGGGAGGUGUGAGCUCUCUCAGCAGCACGAGGAGGGUGCCAUCGACUACCUCAGCGCUCUGGAAUCAGAUUCUGGAGUCCCAGAUAAGCUGUUUGUAAUCAUAAAAUUCCGUUCACAGAGCUUGAAAAGCUUAUUAACUAAUUAACUAAAUUAACUUCAUGGUGGUCAACGCGCAGGUUUGGGAGUAGGGGAUUGGGAGUAGGGAUGGCACUUGGGCUGGUGGUGGACAGUGGCAGCCACACCUUGAUUUCAUCAUCUUCUGUGUGUGUGUGUGUGAGCAGAGAGACGUAGCCAGGCUUGUCCAGCACUGCUGUAAAAUCCUCAGCCAGGAUUUUACACCAAUACUGCUGUAAAAUCCACCUCUGAGGUGCUGAGUGUGUGAUCUGAGCAAACAGGCACAGCCAGGCUUGUCCAGCACUGCUGUAAAAUCCUCAGCCAGGAUUUUACACCAACACUGCUGUAAAAUUCACCUCUGAGGUGCUGAAUGUGUGAUCUGAGCAAACAGGCACAGCCAGGCUUACCAACACUGCUGUAGAAUCCUCAGCCAGGAUUUUACACCAAUACUGAUGGAAAAUCCACCUCUGAGGUGCUGAAUGUGUGGUCUGAGCAGACAGACAUAGCCAGGCUUACCAACACUGCUGUAAAAUCCUCAGCAAGGAUUUUACACCAACACUGCUGUAAAAUCCACCUCUGAGGUGCUGAUUGUACAUUUUUCAGGGGAAUUCAGUUAAUCUGAGGCUUUGGCAAACACACAUAUCAGCACCACUCACACUGAGAAUUGGGCUCUGCACGUAUGAGCAGCUCUCAGAGGGGAAACUGCUCGUGUGGUGCAUGAUUUAUAAUGGAAAUACCAAGUACAAUAUCAAAAAUACAAUUUACAAUGGAAAAAGGAUCUCUGAGCUGCCCUAUACCAUCAGGAAUAGCCUGUGUAGUUUGUGUGCUGGGAACUUUAGGGAAAGCAAUGGCCUCUAAGCUUUAAGGUAGCCUUUAAAUUAAUGAGUAGAUGGAUAAGUGUUGAAUAAAACUUAUUAAUCCUCCGUAGGUAGUUUUUAGUUGCUUGAAAAAUAAUUCUGAACCCCCUGGUGUUUACACUGCAUCAGAGCAUAAGCAUGUUGCCUGGAAUACUUGGGAUUCUUCUUCAUAAUAGCAUUGGGAAUUCCUGCAAGAGGGAAGUGACUAGUUAGGGAUGUGACUUAAUUUGCAUCUGUUAAAUGACUACAUUGAAUAUUUUACUUGAGUAGAGCCAAUUAAGGCCAUGGUGUUUUACUAAGCUGUUCCAGUUUCCAAAUACUGUGAAUGAGCACUUUAAGGUUGAGUUCUCACUCUUUGCUGGUAAAAAGUUUUGCCCUCUGAAGGCCAGAGCCAGAAGGGAGGCUUGAAAUUCCAUCUGCUUUCUGCCUUAAUGUGUUUGAUUUGUCACCACUGACUGUGGAGUAGCAAGACUUUCAUUGUGAUAAUGAAAUGUCACAGCUGAAUAUUCAGAUGAAAAUAAGCUGGGGAAAGUUCCCCACUCCUUGGACUGUUCAGAAUCAGGGAAGGUGAAAUUUAAGGUUUAAUUGGAAUUAUUUUACCUCACAGUGGGGUUGUGAAGCUUAACAGCAAGUGCUUUUGAGGGCUUUUAAAAGGUGCUGUAAAGGUGCAUAUUACUGAAGGGGAUUUAUGUUUUGUUUUUUUUUUUUUAAUUUGAAAUGCCUGCAACACAUCCUUAUUUCUUGAAUUUUAAAAUAUCCUUUGCCUGCCAUUCUUCUGUUACUGUUUUGAGUGACCUUCCUUGCACUUUUAGACUGGGGAACAAGAAGGAGCAUCCUCAGACUGAGGCAGAAAUAAACCCCACGUGGGUUUAACCUAAAACCCAGUUUGAAAGGGCUCUGUUCCCUCAGGCACCUGAUCAAACUGGUGCAGCCACAUCACCUUUUCUGCUAAAAUCCCAUUUCUGGUUCUCAGCAGAGAUCUUGAAGUACAGGAGGGUUUUACAGAAGAAAGAACAUAAUUACUUAAGUGCUUUGCUGAAUUAAGGCAUGAAUAAUUCAACAGCUCUAGGAUCACCCAGAGCACUGUGGACUGGGUUUGUUUUUAAUUCAGUAUUAAAACACACAUUAGCACUGGUGGGAGUUCCCUAUAGAAAGCCACUUAGCUUCCAGUGUUAAACCCCACUCUGC